GGCCCCGGCGCGGCGCCCAGGGUGGCGGUUGUUUCAAGAUGGCGGACGCGGAGGUUCCCUCCCGCCCCGGCGCAGCUGCGUUCUGGAGCCGCGACUUUUCUGAUGAAGAACAAUCAAUAGUGUAUGUUCCAGGAAUUUCUACAGAAGGAAAUACCAGAUCAAGACACAAGUUGAUGAGUCCAAAAGCUGAUGUUAAACUUAAGACAUCGAGGGUGACUGCUAAUUCCGUCUCCAUGGAGUGUUUAAAAGGUACAGGAGAUUCAGUGGAUGAACAGAAUUCCUGCAGUAAAAGAAUAAGGAGUGCAUCACUGAAGGAUUUAUGUCUUGAAGACAAAAAACGCAUUGCAAAUUUAAUUAAAGAACUGGCCAGAGUAAGUGAGGAAAAGGAAGUGACAGAAGAACGACUCAAAGCUGAGCAGGAAUCAUUUGAGAAGAAAAUAAGGCAGUUGGAAGAACAGAAUGAACUAAUCAUCAAAGAAAGGGAAACUCUUCAGCUACAGUAUAGAGAAUGCCAAGAACUUCUAAGCCUCUACCAGAAAUAUCUAUCAGAGCAGCAAGAGAAACUCACCAUGUCUCUCUCAGAACUUGGUGCUGCUAGAAUACAGGAACAACAGGCAUCCAAUCGGAAAAGCACUCUGCAGUCUUCAUCAGUAGAACUGGAUGGUUCCUACUUAAGUGUAGAAGCUAAACCACAAACCUACUAUCAAACCAAGCAGAGACCUAAGUCUGCAAACCAGGAUUCAGUUUCAGAAUCCCUUGUGGAGUUUAAGAAUAAUUCUUUGAAACCAGCAGCCCUUCAUUAUACCAAAGAGGAUCUAGACACAAUUCUGUCAGAGACCAGAGCAUGUAAUUUUGGAUCCCCAGGGAAAAAAUUAGUAGAUGCAGUCCCUACAGGGAAAGCCCCACCAGAGGAAAUGAAGAUGAAGGAAUGCCAACACAUGAAGCCUACUCUGUCUAGUCACUGUUGUGGUCAUAGACUUUCUGAAAAUGCAGAUCAUGUUCAUGAGUGCCAUCCUGUAAACAUGGCCCCUCAAUAUUCCAGGACAUACCCAGAAUCAUGCAGUUAUUGUGGGCUUUCCUGGGCGUCUCUGAUGCAUGGUCAGGGGAAACUGCAGUCUAGUGAAACUGAGGUCAAAAAGCAGCUCUCAGAAGAAAGAAAGCAUCAGCUUAUGCUUCAGAAAAUGGGGCUCGAAAUUGAAAAGGAGCGCCUUCAGCAUCUGCUGGCCCAGCAGGAGACAAAGCUUCUCCUAAAACAGCAGCAGCUUCAUCAGUCUCGACUAGAUUACAAUUGUUUAUUGAAGUCAAAAUGUGAUGGCUGGGUGCCUGGAACAUCAUCAUCUAUCAAAAAGUAUAAAGAGUCCAUUAAUAGUGGAGAGAAUCGAAGAGAGAAGAAGACAGUAGGGUUUCAGUCGCGUAUGGAAGAAGAUACCCCGUGGGCAUGUCAAAAGAAAGAUACAUAUCAACCCCAAAGAGGUACAAUGACAAGAAUUAGAAAAGAUGCGUCUACAUCUCCUCUGACAACAGGAAGCCAAAAGGAGCUUGGAAUCACAACCACAUCAUCCUUCCCACUUGACACCUCUCGGUAUGAGACAUCUCUGUUGGAUUUGGUUCAAUCUCUGAGCCCAAAGUCAGCCCCCAAACCUCAGCCCCAUCCCUCCAGAGAAGCUGAGGUCUGGAGCCACAGAGCUGAACGACUAAGUCCCCUAAAAUCAACAUGGAACAAGGUGGGGGCAGGCAGGACCCCCGAAGACCUGGAGGAAAAUCAAAUUCUGGAAGAUAUCUUUUUCAUUUGACACUGAAGCACAUGCUACAAAAUUUCCAACAGAAAUAUGUGGGUUUCUUUAUGUACUGACCUAGGAUUUUAAAUUAUUUGAUUGCAAAGUAAUUGUGUCUGUCCUUUUACAGGGACCUAUCUCUCUACAUGCUGUUAUGAAUUGAAUAUGUAUUUUUAAUCAGACCAAUUGGUAGAUAACAUAUUAAGGAGGGAUGGGGUGGAAGGCAGUAUCUUUUCUAUAUUCAUGCAGAGAUUAGAAAACUAAUAUAGGACACUUUAUGCAUGCAGAGGCCUUUCCAUAUAUUUAGCCUCAUUUCAAGUGUGUUUCCUUCUCAAUAUUUUGCUCAACAAGGUUGGCUGUCUUUUGUAAACAAGGAAAACUUUUUCACUGAAAGAAUCUCUUAUUUAAAAGUAGCCCCUUUGAAACAUAUGCAGUUUCAAAAAAGACCCUGUUACCUCUCCAUCUUUCAUCACCUACUUCUAUCUAACUGUUGUCAUUUUCUUCUGAAGUUGGAUUUGGCAGUUGCCCAUCCCUUAAUGAAAAGGGCACAAUUGGCUAGAGGGAGGGACCCAACCAGCAGUUGGAAACCUGGCAUUAAAUCACACAACAGAGUGACUUCCCCAGGGAAAUCUGGUGGAGGCACAAGCCUGAAAUGUUUUUCCUACAUUCUCCCAUUUCCCAGGAUAAAUAAGAGCAAUCUCUCAGUAUUUUUUUAUUGACCCAAUUGUCUAUUUUAUUCACCCCUGUGAACUUGCCAUGCCUAUGUCUAGGGAAUAUGCUACCAGAGGGGGAGCAGCAACAGCCGCAGCAGGCCAACAGGCUUUCCCUGGCCUCCCUCUCACUCCACGAGGAUCAAAGCCCCUCAGUUAACCACGCCUUCAUGUGCUCUGCUCAGGGCCGUGUCCCAUGGCCCCACAGAAUCAUUUCUACCUGCCAGACUAUGCUCUACCAGCCCAAGCAGUCUCCCCGCUUUCCCACUGGGCCUCACUUUACCCAGCGAGAGCCUGUAGAAGACGUUCACGUGAGACCUCAUUCAGUGCCCUCCCAUUCAGCAGAGCUCCUGAGAUGGGUCCCUCUGCCCACAGUGGGCUCCAGUGGCCUCCAGAUGAUGGGCAGUGCGGUGAGCCUAGCAGACCUGGUGAGUUUAAAACUUUCCAUUCACUAGAAGCAAAGGAGUGUGUGUUGCUCAAUGACUUUAGUUGACCUGGAGAGUGUUGCUUUUUUUUUCUCUCUCUCCUUUUCACCAAACCCAGGCUUGAACUGGGACCAAGACACUUUGUCAGUCAGAAUUGGUAGCCAAGGUCAGCCUACCCAGGGCAGCCUGCACUUAAUGAGCCUGCCUAGCUUCCCUGAAUCCUUCAUUGAAAGUAGGUUAUUUCAGCCUACAAAAGCCUUGUUGAGCAGCUUCCUUAUUAGGAUAGAUCUCGCAUUGUCUCUUCAGACCGAGACCAUGUCACUUCCAUCCAACCUUCCUUCACUCAGGUCUUUUUGUUCUUUGGAGGAGAGAAGAAUGGACCCUACCAAUACCAUAUCCUUCAUCUGAGGGAAUCUGAGGUCAGGACUAACUAGUUGUAGUCAUUUACUUAAAAAAUUGAAAAAUCAUUACAGAUUACAAAAUCCUUUUAAAAUUCACUCUUGUGAGAGUAACUGAAUCAGUUUCAUCCCAUUUCAGAAAGCUUUUUGGAAAAUGGAACUUUCUUUGGUGUGGCAAAAAUGGGUGGAGCACACUGAAAACCCUCAGCCAUUUUCUCAAUUAAAGUUAGAUUUCCAGAACUAUCUUUUCCUUUCCCCGUGUGUCAUGACCACCUUGAGUUCACCCAGCUCCGCUGGAUCAGCCACAACCACACCCUCCCAUCCUGGACACCAAAGCUUUUAUGGUUCUUCAGAAUAAGAGAAUACCAGAAGGACCAAGAAAAGGAUUAUGAUUGCUUUAAGAAACUUAUUUGCCUUUAGAAGACUCGUAAACAAGAUCUAAACUAAAAGCUUUUGGGGGGUCACAUGCCAUAAAAUGGAGUUUAACUGCUUCUUCUCCUCCCCUUGCAUGAGCAGUUUAGAAGAACAAAGAUGGAUUUUCAUCAGAGCGUCAAUCAACAUAUUUUUCAUAGAUCACAUUCCCCCAGCAGUUGCCUUUAUCCUCUAGGCAUUUCUUAAGCGUCAGCCCAAUAGGAUGUCAAUUUGUAUCUAAUCUAAUGUCUUCACUAUGAAUCAAACAGUAUGUAUGUAUUAAUAUUUUAAUCUUUGUCUUACUUUGAGACAGAUCUGUGUGAAAAAGUUGUUUUAGAGUCUCAAGGCUGUUGUAGCAUCUAGAGGCUUGCCCUGAUUGCAGACUGUCCUGCCAAGGGAGGGUCUGGCACAAAGCAAUCCACCUUUCCUCCCUGUUAAGUGUUCCCAGCAGUGACUGGUUGGGAUUUGCUCAUCUGGCCUCCGGCUGCUUCCCCAAAGCAAGACCCAUAUUGGGAGUGCUCCUAAGCCCUGCGCUCCAUCUUAUUCAGUUCCUAUGAGAUGGGGCCUCUUCUCAUACUUCUUCAAAAUCAUUUCAUUAUGUGGGUUUUUCUUGAAAACCACCUCAUAUCCUUUAUGGAAUGAGGCCAGGCAUACAUGUAUGCACAACAUUGCCCACCUGCUACCCACCAUUCCGUGACAGAAAAACUAAUCAAUGUUUGCAAAAUGGGAAAGGACGAAGAAUGUCAGUUGAAGCUCCCUAAGUAGGGCCCAAAGUACUCGAUUUAGAAAAACAAAGUUAAUCAAGAAAAGCAUUUACCUAGAGUCACCCUUCCAGGAGGGACAGUGUGUUUAUCAAAACCUGACCCCCACGGUGAAGACUCAUCUGGAGAACCCCAAAUGUAAUGGGGAAGGAGAGGCUCUCUCUGCCUUCAGGGCCACACUUGUCACUUUGCCUUCUUCCAGCACCAUGGUUCAAACAAGAGAUUUGCUGGCCAGAGAGUCUGGGAAGAGGCAGGUCUAAAAGAGCAGAGCUGAGUGAAGUCUGCAGUCAUGAGGGAAGUGGAAGUGACAGCCGCCCAGUUCAUGCUUUAUCCUCACCACCGUGUGCAUUAUUUUUAAUGUGAGCACCUGUUUAUAUAUGUAUGAGAUUUUAAGUUAAUAAAUUGUCUCAUGGUUAUUUUCC
This is a messenger RNA of Manis pentadactyla (Chinese pangolin), 4902 nucleotides long. Its product is annotated as KIAA1328 ortholog. NCBI's taxonomy places the organism in Eukaryota, Metazoa, Chordata, Mammalia, Pholidota, Manidae. The transcript is spliced from 10 exons. The record is from RefSeq and is a predicted model, not a curated record. The coding region runs from base 39 to 1793 and encodes 584 amino acids.